CUGUGAGGGUGUUUAGCACUCGGUGAUGGCGGAGAUGUCGGCCCCUGUGCGUUACGAGGACAGCUGUGGAGCCGCAGAGCUGGGGAUCGGUAUCUCCGUGUCGGCCUCCAUGUCAUGGCUGCCGGACAAUGUGCUGCUCGAGGUGCUGAGCUUCCUGUCAGUGCGGGACCUGAUCCGCAGCGGCCGGGUCUGCAAGCGGUGGAAAAGACUAGUGAUGGACAAGACCCUUUGGAGAUAUGUUGAUCUAACACCUUACAAGUUGAAUUCAAAGAUAUUAUGGCACCUUGUGAGGCAUUGUAUUGGAACCAACUUGCAAACUCUUAAGGUCAAAGGCCUCUUGAAUUCAGUGAGUAAGCAGGAAUUCCUAACGCCAGCUGUCCUUCAGGUGAUAGAGAAACGUUAUUCCAACCUGGAAAACCUUCAUCUGGAGGAAACCAACCUCCGAUCCCUAAGCUAUGAAUGUUUUCCUUCCAGCUUAAAAACAUUGGAGCUCUACCAGUGUGAAAUCCCAUUGACCUGGUUCAGGACAUCACAAUCAAAGAAUAAAAGUCUACCAAACUUGGAGAAUCUCAUUCUCAGAAAUGUUUCGUCUUUCUCUGACCACCUCUUUCAGACCAUAUGCAAAUUAUCUUCUCUGAAGACCCUCUGUCUUUCUGGUACCUACAGAGUAACUGACAUUGGAAUUCAGAAUGCGGUACCUUACCUGAAAGGACUACAACAUUUAAAAUUACAUGAUUGCAACAUUACGAACAUCACCUUGCACUUAAUUGGAUGCCAUUUGAAGCAUCUUCGAUCCUUGGCCCUCAGAAACUUUGGUUCCCUGACAGAUGCUGGACUUUCCUGUCUUUCUGAUGUUAAAACACUAGAAAAAUUAUGGCUUAAUUGCUGUUUUCGUCUCUCCUCAAACUGUAUUAUCUCUGUUUGUGGUAACUUGCCAUUCCUGAGCUAUCUCAACUUGAAUGGGAUUUUAUUUGAGGGCCAAGGUUUAGAAGAGAUUAGAAAAAGUUUGCCAAAUUGUAGAAUUACAAACUCUGUCUCUGAUGUGGAUACAAUGUUCAAAUUGUAAUAAAACGGGGGGG
Messenger RNA from Pelobates fuscus (common spadefoot toad), 1079 nucleotides. RefSeq names its product F-box and leucine rich repeat protein 12 (gene FBXL12). Lineage: Eukaryota; Metazoa; Chordata; Amphibia; Anura; Pelobatidae. Bases 26 to 1066 code for a protein of 346 amino acids. Gene Ontology annotation, cellular component: cytoplasm. Gene Ontology annotation, molecular function: protein binding. The record is from RefSeq and is a predicted model, not a curated record. The transcript is spliced from 3 exons.